Anastrepha ludens (Mexican fruit fly) is the source of this 985-nucleotide messenger RNA. RefSeq names its product pyridoxal phosphate phosphatase PHOSPHO2-like. The record is from RefSeq and is a predicted model, not a curated record. The transcript has a single exon. Gene Ontology annotation, molecular function: phosphatase activity. The coding region runs from base 117 to 830 and encodes 237 amino acids. NCBI's taxonomy places the organism in Eukaryota, Metazoa, Arthropoda, Insecta, Diptera, Tephritidae.
UUGAAUUUUGAAAAAAAUCUUUCUCAAAUUAUUCCAAAUUUAUCGUUAAAAACUACUCAAUUAGAAUUAACUCGCAUUUUAUUUACUUGGAUGAUUGCAUAAACCUUCACAGGAGGAUGUCUUCGCGCCAACUUGCCGUUUUUGAUUUCGAUGAGACUCUCAUUGGUGCGUGCUGCAUGCGUCAAAUACUCAAAUUCCUACCGGACUACAGGCGACCUCCAGCAUACGACUUUGCGAAAAAGGGUUGGAUCGAGUAUGCCAAUAGCGUAUUUAAAGAGCUGCUCUCGAUGGGGUAUUCUCUGGAGACUUUGUGCAAAUUUAUUUGCUCUCUGCCACCUAUUCCCGGCAUGCCGGAGCUUAUUCAGCAUCUCUGGAAUUCGUCUGUCCCCCAAUACGAUCUCAUUAUAGUCAGUGAUUCCUUCAGUAUAUUUGUCAUCAAUUGGUUAAAGGCACACAAACUUUUCAAAUGUUUCACUGGCAUUUAUUGCAAUCCAACGACAAUCAACGAUUCUGGAGAGUUAAUUGUGGACAGUUAUCAUUGCGCCAGUUGUCCAUUUAGUCCGCCUAAUUUUUGUAAGAAUCGCGUGCUGAACGAGUUCCUGUCCAUGCAGCAACAACUGAAUAUAAAUUACGACCGGGUGGUUUACAUUGGCAAUGGAAGGAAUGAUUUUUGUCCAACGCUUAACAUGCGUUCACGUGAUCUCGUGUGUGCACGCAAAGACGAUGUGUUGGCAGAGAAAAUUCAGAAAAAUCGCAAAAAGAUGAAAAUACAACCGAAGUUGUACUUGUGGAUCGAUGGUUAUGAAUUGCUCGAUAAACUGGCACAAUAAACAUUUGGAGGAAACAAAGUUUGAGUUUAAGCAACAAGCAAAAAAGCCGGUAUUAACGUAAAUUGCAAUAGUAUUACAGAUUAUAAGUCGAGAAAAAUUAAUAUUAUUUUUUAUUUGAUAACUUUGUCCUUCAAGAUUUAAAAUUUUUAACAAUU